AUGCAACUUCAAAAAAUUUCUAUCGCUGCUGGUUUAACCUCUAUUGUUGCCGCUGAAAGUUAUGUUCCAGGUGACAACUGGUCCACUUUAUCUCCAGCCGGUGGUUACUUAGGUGCCACCGACUACCCAUCCACCUUCGGUAUUGCUGUUCAAACUGUCGGUGCUUUAGCUAAGAGAGCUGCUGCUGUUUCCCAAAUCGGUGAUGGUCAAAUUCAAGCUCCAGUUACCACUGCCACUGCUAAGACAAGUCAAGAUAUCACAACUACUGUUACUGAAACUUCCCAAAGAGCUACCACCAUCCUUCAAACAAAGAGCACUACUAACACUCAAGCUACCAACACCAAGGCUACCAACACUCAAGCUACCAACACCAAGGCUACCAACACUCAAGCUACCAACACCAAGGCUACCAACACUCAAGCUACCAACACCCAAGCUACUAACAAGGUUACUACCACCACUGAAGGCAACACCUCGACUAUAACUGAAACUGUAAAGGGUGCUACUACCAUUUUACAAACUAAGAGUUCCAAGGCUUCUGGUGUUACUACCACCAGUGCUUUACCAACUAUGUCUGCUGUUACUCAAAUCAGCGAUGGUCAAAUCCAAGCCCCAGUUACUAUUAAGUUAUCUGCUGCUUCUGCUGCUGCUGCUUCUGCUGCUUCUGCUGCUUCUGCUGCUUCUGCUUCUGCCGCCUCUGCCAAGACUACUGCUGCCGCCGUUUCUCAAAUUGGUGACGGUCAAGUUGAAGCCUCUACCAAGGCUGCUGCUUCUAGUUUAUCAAGAUCUGUUGCUACCAGCAUUGGUUCUGAAACUUCUGGUAAGGUCACCUCUACCUUAUCUCCAACCUACGCUUCUAGUAAAUCCAGCUCUACUAAAGCCUCUGCUUCUACCUCUUCCACAUCUUCUGUUUCUGCUAGCGAUGUCUCCGUUGGUGCUGUCACCUGUAAAAACGACGGUACCUUAACUUUAUCAUUAAAUGGUGGUGAAUUAACUGACUCCAAGGGUAGAAUCGGUGCUAUUGUUGCUAACAGACAAUUCCAAUUCGACGGUCCACCACCACAGGCUGGUACCAUCUACGCCGCUGGUUGGUCUGUUACUUCUGAUGGUUACUUAGCUUUAGGUAACUCUGACACUUUCUACCAAUGUCUAUCCGGUGACUUCUACAACUUAUAUGACCAAUCCAUUGGUUCUCAAUGUAACGAAGUUAAGUUAGAAAUUGUUUCCAUCGUUGACUGUUAG
Messenger RNA from Tetrapisispora phaffii CBS 4417, 1242 nucleotides. RefSeq lists its product as uncharacterized. Bases 1 to 1242 code for a protein of 413 amino acids. The record is from RefSeq and is a predicted model, not a curated record. Gene Ontology annotation, cellular component: fungal-type cell wall. NCBI's taxonomy places the organism in Eukaryota, Fungi, Ascomycota, Saccharomycetes, Saccharomycetales, Saccharomycetaceae. Gene Ontology annotation, molecular function: structural constituent of cell wall. Gene Ontology annotation, biological process: fungal-type cell wall organization. The transcript has a single exon.